AUGCUGCCUCGGUUUGUCCCUGCGACUGUCCCAUGUCGACUGGCAGGCACAACUAAAUGCUUUCACAGCAAGGUUCCUGGCCUACUCUCGUUCCGCGAUGCUAAUGCUAGCGUCAAUGCACUAGUUCAUAUCGCCCCCCCGGAGCGUGUAGACGGACGUCUCGACCUUAGGGUCGCUGUCAAGGACAACAUCUGCACUUCAGGGAUGCCAACAACGUGCUCCUCGGCGAUGCUACUCGGCUUCACAUCGCCAUUUGAUGCUACUGUCGUCGAGCUGCUUCAAGCAGAGGGAGCGCAGCUCAUAGGCAAAACAAACUGUGACGAAUUCGGGAUGGGCUCUCUGAACACCUAUAGCUUUCAUAAUCCGGUGAUCAAUCCGUUCCAAGCAGCGGGCAGCACUGUCCAAUGGACGGACCGCGAACGCCGCUCAGCAGGAGGUAGCUCUGGGGGGAGCGCAGCAUCUGUAGCUGCUGGAUUGAAGGAAAGUGCACUGGCUACAGAUACAGGUGGCUCGAUACGGCUUCCUGCCUCUUAUUGCGGGGUCGUAGGACUGAAACCCUCUUACGGCCUCGUUAGUAGGUGGGGUGUUGUCUCAUACGCAGAUAGCCUGGAUUGUGUGGGAGUCAUGGCCCGUUCUGUGGACACAGUGAAGAAGCUGUUCGACGUCAUUUCCUCUUACGAUCCCAAAGAUCCAACAGCAGCCCAUCCAAGGGCCAGGAAGAAGGCUGUCAAGGCAAGCCAUGCGUCCUGGUUGCGAGCUCCCGGAGAGUCGUUGAAAGGAUUACGUAUCGGUAUCCCCCAGGAGUACUUCCCAAGCGAGCUUGAUGCAAGCACACUUAAACCGCUUCGCCGCGUUCUUGAAUACCUCAAGUCCCGCGACGCUACUCUCAUUCCAGUCUCCCUCCCCACAACACCGUAUGCGCUCAGUGCCUACUACGUCAUUUCGAGCGCGGAGGCAAGCAGUAACAUGGCGCGUUACGAUGGGGUCCAAUACGGAUACUUCAGUCCGACGCCGCCUGACCUCGACAAAACGAAGGCGGCGAAUGUCUACGCGCACAGCCGAUCGUCUGGCUUUGGCAAUGAGGUUCAGAAGCGGAUACUACUUGGAACCUACGCCUUGUCAGCUGAUGCCUUCGACAACUACUUCCUGCAAGCCCAGCGCGUCCGGAACCUCGUCCGCGCCGACUUCGACCGCGUCUUUGCCGUGCCAAACGUACUUUCCCCGACCCGGCGUAAAAAUAAAGCAGCAGAGGAAGGUAUACACGUCCUGCUCCACCCAUCUGCAAUACGUACCGCUCCGCCGCUUGAAAGCAGAGACGAUGCACAGGAGUCGGACGAGAGCGUCCUCGACGCGUACGUGCAGGACGUGCUCAACGUCCCGGCUUCUCUCGCGGGUCUUCCUGCCAUGAGCGUGCCAGCAGGCUUAGGCGAAGACGGUUGGCCGGUGGGGGUCAGCAUUGUUGGGCAGUGGGGAUCUGACGAGUUGGUGAUGGAGGUCGGGAGAGAGUGCGAACGCGCUGACCUAGCCGUUGACUGA
Messenger RNA from Rhodofomes roseus, 1536 nucleotides. Its product is annotated as amidase signature enzyme. Bases 1 to 1536 code for a protein of 511 amino acids. Gene Ontology annotation, molecular function: glutaminyl-tRNA synthase (glutamine-hydrolyzing) activity. The record is from RefSeq and is a predicted model, not a curated record. NCBI's taxonomy places the organism in Eukaryota, Fungi, Basidiomycota, Agaricomycetes, Polyporales, Fomitopsidaceae. Gene Ontology annotation, cellular component: glutamyl-tRNA(Gln) amidotransferase complex; mitochondrion. Gene Ontology annotation, biological process: glutaminyl-tRNAGln biosynthesis via transamidation; mitochondrial translation. The transcript has 8 exons.